This is a messenger RNA of Perognathus longimembris pacificus (Pacific pocket mouse), 630 nucleotides long. RefSeq names its product chromosome 5 C3orf80 homolog (gene C5H3orf80). The transcript has a single exon. The coding region runs from base 1 to 630 and encodes 209 amino acids. The record is from RefSeq and is a predicted model, not a curated record. Lineage: Eukaryota; Metazoa; Chordata; Mammalia; Rodentia; Heteromyidae.
AUGCGGGGCCCCGCGGCGCCGGCCGAGGGCCCGUGGGCGGCGCCGGCGCUGCCGCUGCUCGGGCUGCUGGCGCUCGUGGCGCCCUCGCGGGGCGGCGCGGGCUGCGCGGAGCCGGCGUGCGCCGAGCGCGGCGACCCGGGCAACGGCACGGCGGCCGCGCGCUGCUGCCGGGCGCCGCUGCUCGCCUUCCUGGACGGCGCGGGCUGGCUGGUGCGCAAGCUCUCGGGGCUGCUGGUCCUGCUCGUGCUCUUCGCCAUCGGCUACUUCCUGCAGCGCAUCAUCUGCCCCAGCCCGCGCCGCUUCCCGCGGGGCCCAGCCCGGCCCGGGCCCGCCGCGCCGCCGGGGCGCCCAGAGGCCCCCGACGGGGACGACGACGACGACGACGAGGCGCCGGCCCUGCUGCGGGACGAGGCGGCCGCCGGCUCGCAGGACUCGCUGCUGGACGGCGGGGGCCGCGGGGCCCCGGGGCGCGAGCUGCGCGCCUUGGCGGCCGCCUUCCCGCAACUGCCCAGCUACGAGGAGGUCAGGCACCUGCCCAGCUACGAGGAGUCGCUGAGGCUGCAGCCGCUCGGCCCCGGCCCCGGCCCGGCGGGGCCCGGCGACGGCGAGGGACGCUUCCCGCUCGUCUGA